Myotis davidii is the source of this 841-nucleotide messenger RNA. RefSeq names its product ATP-binding cassette sub-family A member 3-like. Lineage: Eukaryota; Metazoa; Chordata; Mammalia; Chiroptera; Vespertilionidae. The transcript has 5 exons. Gene Ontology annotation, biological process: transmembrane transport; lipid transport. Gene Ontology annotation, cellular component: intracellular membrane-bounded organelle; membrane. Gene Ontology annotation, molecular function: ABC-type transporter activity; lipid carrier activity. The record is from RefSeq and is a predicted model, not a curated record. The coding region runs from base 1 to 699 and encodes 232 amino acids.
AUGAACUACAAAGUGACCUUCAGGUGGCUGCUACUUGUGCUGGGCUUAAAGGUUGUGAAUCAAGUCCUGCUGCUGCUGCUAGUCCAGACCUGGGGUCACUUAGCAAGAGUCCAUUUGGCUGCUUCUGCUGGAAGCUUCCUAUAUUUUGCCAGUUUCUUUCCAUUUAAAUCCAUUGUUGGUAAGUAUGGACAGAUAACCAUCAUCAACAAGGUAGCUGCCUGUCUCAGCUCAAAUGUUGCACUGGCACUGGGGCUUCAUCUUCUGCUCAAUUUAGAAAUAAAGGGAAUUGGUCUUAACUGGAAUAACCUUUGGACACCGGCCAGCCUUGAGGAUAACCUCAUAUUUGGCUAUAUGAUGGGGAUGCUUUUACUUGAUGCUUUCUUGUAUGGCCUUGUGACAUGGUAUGUAGAAGCUGUCUUUCCAGGACAAUAUGGUGUGUCCCAACCAUGGAAUUUUUUUCUUAUGCGUUCAUACUGGUAUGGCCCUCCAAGAAUUAGAAGAAAAGAGGAAGACAUGAAAGGCUAUGGAAGAACUCAAAGCAAAUAUUUUGAGGCUGAACCAACUGGUUUGGUGGCAAGUAUCCAGAUCAAACAUUUGCACAAGAAUUUCCCUGAUGAGUGGAGUAGGAACACCCUCCCUUCCCUCCUCCCUGAAGAGACUCCACAGCUGCUGCCAUUGCUGCCAUUGCUGCUCCUCUGAAGGUCCCGGAGCUCCUGGGAGGUCAGCUCGGUGCUGCAUCCUCACCAACUCCUCCCCAUCACCAUCCCCCUCCAAGCCAUGGACUUGCCCAGAGACACAGGCUCCUCUCUCAGCCCUCACAGGCUCUGUCAGCAGCAGACGG